Podarcis raffonei (Aeolian wall lizard) is the source of this 2241-nucleotide messenger RNA. It is a transcript of the gene RWDD2A, whose product is annotated as RWD domain containing 2A. Gene Ontology annotation, molecular function: protein binding. Lineage: Eukaryota; Metazoa; Chordata; Lepidosauria; Squamata; Lacertidae. The record is from RefSeq and is a predicted model, not a curated record. Bases 1268 to 2146 code for a protein of 292 amino acids. The transcript is spliced from 3 exons.
UGCCCUUGAUCAUUUUUGUACAGUUCCACUGUAGCGCAUAAAGGUAUACAGUUGGUGUGAGUUGAAUGUUAUAUUUUAAUAACUACAAGUGUACACCUGAACUAUUUAUGUAUGCAGUUGUACGGAUUGUAUACAUGUUGCAUCUAAGGUGAAGAAGGGGUGGAGUACUCUAAACUGGACACGGUAUAGAUUACUAACCCUGCAUAUACUGUGAGGUCUAAAAGAGAGGUGAAUACAUUGUAUUGUACUACUUGAGACAUUUGGUUGUUCACCAGCAAAGAGAAUUUUCAUUAGCUCAGGGAUAGGUAACCUGGGGCCUUCCAGUUGUUGCAGAACUAAACAUCUGUUGUUGCUGACCAUGGCUAGGUUGACUAGGGCUGAUGAGACUUGGUCCAACAACACCUCAAAGGCUACAUACUCCCAUUCCUAAAUUAGAUGGACUUUUGAUCUGACCCAGAAGGGCAAAUCUUACAUUUUUAAAUUGCAACUGGAACUGCCACAUAAAAACAGUAAGAUCAUACAGCUGGGGUGGGGGGAAUUGCUGACAAAAGCAAGUGGUACAUUAGUUUUCAUCUGCUAUUGUUUGGUCCCGCCUACCUUCUACAGAACAUCUGCCUACUAUGUGAUGAUGUGCUUGCAUCACAUGUCACUGGGUGGGAUUUGCAAGUUAAAGUGAAGGGUCACUAUCAUAGCCACCAAUGAUAGUCCAACUAAACUGAGUCAAAGCUGACUGGAGAGCGCUCUAGCUGAGCCUCUAUGGAACAUUCAUUGUUUGUAUUGGACUCUCAGAACAAAUGUGAGCAGCUUACAAUACAUUACAGAGGAGUUAAGGUGGAAACCCAUCAGUUGACUUCUCUGGUUUGGGGAGCCCACCUUGAAAGUGGUAUUUGAGGCAUAUGUUGUUCAAAUGUGGAUGUUAAUAUCUUCUAACCAGUGUUCGAAAUUUGCCAGGUGCCUUUUGUACCUGACUAUCAGCCGUUCGCAACCAAGUGAAGGUGCCAGGAUGCCACCUGACAUCUUCACCAUUUGGAAAUGCAUGUCUGGGAAUCAUUGAAUCAGUUAUAUUUUAUCUGCACAAUCAGAAUUAAUUUCAGGAACCAAAAUGCUUUUUCUGUGCAGCCUGAGCAAGAGCAGUGAUCAAUGUUGUAGUUACUGUUAAAGCUUGUCUUCACUUACCCCACCACCCUGCUCACGGUUGUGAAAAAUAUCCUUAUGUUAUGAAUGUCACCACUGAGAAAAAGAGGUGGCUGACUUCACAUCUGUAACAAUGUCCAGCAUAAUAAAAGAAAGACUUGAACUUCAAAUGGCAGAAUUAGAAAUGCUUUUUUCUAUGUUUCCUGAUAAAGGAGAAAUAACUCUUCAGGAUGAAAAUAAUUUCCAUAAUGCUCAGAAAUAUCUGAACAAUACAAGUGAAAAUCUACCACAUAUAAUUGAAUAUUCAGUUGCCAUUACCACUGAUGAACCAAAGGCAAGAGUAAAUUUGCAGGUAGCCCUACCUCAUGACUACCCCCAGGUGCCACCACACCUUUUUGCAAGAUCAAGUGCUGUAGACAGGCAGCAACAAUUGCAGCUCAACAAGGAUCUCGCUUCUUACAUUGCUUCUUUGGAGCCAGGAGAACUUUGUGUAUGUGCUGCUGUGCAAUGGUUGCGAGACAACAGCAUAAGCUACUUACAAAACAGCAAACUCCACUGCAAAAAUGUGCCAAGGGAGAGCGUACUUAAAACGUUAUUCAGCCGGAUGUGGAUUUACAGCCACCACAUCUAUAGACAAGAACUAAGGAAAAAGAUUUUUGAUUUUGCAAAGAAAUUAAAUCUGACUGGUUUCUGCCUAACUGGCAAGCCUGGAAUCAUUUGUGUGGAAGGUGUCAAAGAAAACUGUGAAGAAUUUUGGCACGUUAUUAGAUAUCCCAACUGGAAACACAUUUCCUGCAAACAUGUCGAGAAUAGAGAGACUGACGGAAAUGGGGAUAACCUACGUCUCUUUCAGACUUUUGAAGAUUUACAGUUUCAAGCCCAUGGUGACUACGGCCUGAGGAAUGACUAUCACAUGGACCUUGGACAGUUCCUAGAAUUCCUUAAGGGUCAUCAAAGUGAACAUGUAUUUCAGAUCUUGUUUGGCAUUGAAGGCAAAUGUUCUGACAACUAACAAUAAGCUAUGUUUUUAAUUUUCUUGUCUCUGUUAACAGAAAUGAAAUCCAUCUAUGAAUCUGCCGCAAGAAAAUAAAAGUAUGGAUGAGUGAA